This is a messenger RNA of Knipowitschia caucasica, 1206 nucleotides long. NCBI's taxonomy places the organism in Eukaryota, Metazoa, Chordata, Actinopteri, Gobiiformes, Gobiidae. The record is from the annotation of a GenBank genome assembly.
AUGCUCUCACUCAGAGAGCAGCCGUCCUCCUGUGGACUCACCACCUGCAGAGGGUUUGGGAGGAGACUUUCUUUCCUGGUGUGUAACCUCCUCAGUCUGAUCUCCAGUGCGGCCAUCGCUCUGACCCCUCAGUUCCUGAUUGUCCUCCUGCUGAGGGUCAUUCUGGGGCUGGGGACUAAAGGCAGCUGGAUGACCGGCUACAUCCUGUUGACGGAGAUGGUGGGUUUGGAGCAGAGGCGCCUGGUGGGCAUCCUGUACCAGAUGGUGAUCAGCUUGGGCAUUGUUGCUAUGGUGAUGCUUGCCUACUUCCUCCCAGACUGGCGCUGGAUUCAGGCCGUCUGCGCGGCUCCGUACGCCCUCUUCCUCUUCUACUACUGGUUUGUCCCUGAAUCUCCACGCUGGCUCCUUUCCCAGAACAGAAUAUCUGAAGCUCUGGAGAUCACAGAAAAAAUUGCCAAAGAGAAUAAACAGGAGCUUUCUGAGAAGACCACAAAGUCUUUCGAGGCGCUCACAGAGGAACCUGGAGACUCUCCUUCUGCAUCGCUCCUGGAUCUGUUCAGAACUCCCAACAUGAGGAAGCACACUUUCAUCUUUAUGUUCAACUGGUUCUGCAGUGCGCUGGUGUACCAGGGCCUGAUCAUGAGGGUGGGCAUCACAGAGGGGAACGUGUACAUCGACUUCCUGAUCUCGGGUCUGGUGGAGUUCCCCGCCGCCUUCCUCAUCCUCUUCACCAUCGAAAGGAUCGGUCGACGUCUUCCCUUUGCCACGGCCAACUUUGUGGCGGGAGCGUCUUGUUUCAUUGCGGCUUGUAUUCCGGAAAGUAUGUACACUUUAAAAACAGCAGUGGUCUGUUUGGGGCGCCUCGGUAUCACUAUGGCCUUUGAAAUCGUGGUCUUUGUCAACUCUGAGCUCUACCCCACAUUUGUGAGAAACCUGGGCGUGUCCGUCUGCUCCUCUCUCUGUGACGUGGGCGGGAUCUUGUCUCCGUUCAUCCUCUACAGACUGGCGGCGGUGUGGGUGGAACUGCCGCUCAUCAUCUUUGGAGCCAUAGCGGUGGUGGCGGGGGCGCUGGUCCUGCUUCUACCUGAGACUAGAGGCGUUCCUUUACCAGAAACUAUUGAUGACAUAGAAUUCCCCAAUAAAAAACAGAACCCUGAAAUGGAAAAACUAAACCACAAUGCAGCAAACUCGGAUGUGGUUGUUUGA